Molecule: messenger RNA, 7154 nt
Organism: Sitodiplosis mosellana (orange wheat blossom midge)
Lineage: Eukaryota; Metazoa; Arthropoda; Insecta; Diptera; Cecidomyiidae
Gene: Khc-73
Product: kinesin-like protein KIF13A
Exons: 23
Coding region: 949-6564 (1871 amino acids)
Biological process (GO): cytoskeleton-dependent intracellular transport; microtubule-based movement
Cellular component (GO): microtubule; kinesin complex
Molecular function (GO): ATP binding; ATP hydrolysis activity; microtubule motor activity
Source: RefSeq, a predicted model, not a curated record
CACACUGAGCGCUCGAUGACUGGAACACUUGUAUUGUCGACCAACCAGUGUUUUCAGUGCUGAAAUCAUUCGGAAUUCACACACAACACACAGUAACAGCAAAAGUGUAUAUAGAAAAGGCAAAGGGAAAAAAAACAACAACGACGACGGCGACGACGACGAUAUAGUUUUUUUUUUGCAGAGAGAGAGCAAGCAAAUCAUUCAAAGACAAGAAAAAUAUAUACAGAGAGAGUGACUACACAACAGGCCAAACCAAAUCGUGUAACCGUGGUGUGUGGUGCACGCUGAUUAUAUUUCAUAUUUUCUUUCUGUUCUUGUGGGGGAACACGGGCCAAGAAAACCCCAUAGUGUAUAUAUAUGUCAGCUAAACAGCAGCAGAAAAAAUAAAACACACACAAUUCUUACGUACGGGUAUUCCAUUUCGAGUCGCGAGAGAAUAAUAAACACACGGGGAAAAAUCAAUGAAGGAAACGCGAAUAUUGUCUGUAUUGAAAUGUGUUUGUGACGUUUUCGUUCUGAUGUACAAGUGAUGGAAGAGAAUAGUCAUAGUUUUUUUGUUACCCUUUUUUUCGAUUAGUUUGGAUCAAAAAAAAAGAGCACAGAGUUGUUUUUUUUCGCUUUCUUUCACUGCCUGUGUGUAUUGUUGAGGAGAAAGGAAAAAAGUCAAAACUUCUUCUCAAUUUUUUUUUUGUCGGGUUCUAUUGUGUACGAAAUAUACUGACUUUUUUUUUGUUCGUUCUGUCGGUCGUCGACCAAACAGUGUUUUAAGUGAAAAGAAAUAAGAAAAAUAAAUCCAUUUCGAUUGUUUAUUCUAUAUGUAUUUUUUGCUAUUUUUGCUGAUUUUCGACACGGUGUGAACUACAACAGAAUAAAAUUUUGCGAACGUUUUAACCAAACCGAAUUGAAAAUAAUAAAUUAAUACAAAACUAGCGAAUUUUCACCGAAAACAUGGCAACGGAUAAAAUAAAGGUUGCAGUUCGAGUACGGCCAUUCAAUCGGCGAGAACUAGAACUGAACACACAAUGCGUUGUGGACAUGGAUGGCCAACAGACAAUCCUAAGGAAUGCAGCGUCAAUAGAAAAACUCGAACGAAAACAGCCAAAAACAUUUGCAUUCGAUCAUUGCUUUUAUUCAACGGACAAGGAUGCGCCACAUUUUGCAUCGCAGGAGCAUGUAUUCAAUUCGCUUGGCCGUGAUAUUUUGGAGAAUGCAUUCCAAGGAUACAAUGCGUGCAUAUUUGCGUACGGACAGACAGGUUCUGGUAAAUCGUACACGAUGAUGGGUUCACAAGAUAAUAAAGGAAUCAUACCAAGAUUAUGUGAUGAGCUUUUCUACUCAAUUUCAACCAAACAAACACAGGAUUUGUCGUAUAAAGUGGAAGUAUCGUAUAUGGAAAUUUAUAAUGAAAAAGUGCACGAUCUGCUGGAUCCAAAGCCAAAUAAGCAAUCGUUACGGGUGCGUGAACAUAAUUUACUCGGGCCCUAUGUGGAUGGUUUGUCACAAUUAGCGGUCACCGCAUUCGAAGAUAUUGACAAUUUAAUGACCGAGGGUAAUAAAUCGCGUACGGUAGCUGCAACCAAUAUGAAUGCCGAAUCAUCACGAUCGCAUGCCGUUUUCUCGGUGGUGCUAACGCAAACGAUUUGCGAUCGAAGAUCCGGUGUAACGGGUGAAAAAGUCGCGCGAAUGUCAUUGGUCGAUUUGGCUGGCAGCGAACGAGCGGUGAAAACUGGUGCGGUCGGUGAUCGGCUGAAAGAGGGCUCAAACAUCAAUAAAUCGCUUACAACGCUCGGCCUUGUGAUAUCCAAAUUGGCCGAUGCAUCGGGCGGAAAAGGGCGCAACGAUAAAUUCGUACCGUAUCGAGAUUCAGUACUCACGUGGCUACUCAAGGAUAAUUUGGGCGGUAACUCACGAACUGUCAUGGUUGCAACGAUCUCACCAGCCGCCGAUAACUACGAAGAAACACUGUCCACGUUGAGAUAUGCGGAUCGUGCGAAGCGAAUUGUCAAUCAUGCUGUUAUCAACGAGGAUCCAAAUGCUCGCAUCAUUCGCGAACUACGGAUGGAAGUGGAAGCAUUGCGUGAGAUGUUAAAACAUGCAACUGGUUCACCGGUCGGUGACAUUGACAUUCACGAUAAAUUGGCGGAAAGUGAAAAUCUCAUGAAACAAGUGUCACAAACGUGGGAAGAGAAACUGGUAAAAACGGAACGAAUUCAAAAUGAGCGUCAACAAGCGCUGGAGAAAAUGGGCAUAAGCGUUCAGGCGAGUGGCAUUCAAGUGGAAAAGAAUAAAUUCUAUUUGGUGAAUUUGAAUGCAGAUCCAUCGUUGAAUGAGCUAUUGGUGUAUUACUUGAAGGAUCACACAUUGGUCGGUGGCCGAAGUAGUACCAUACCACAGCCUGAUAUUGAACUCAACGGAUUGGGCAUUCAAGAUGAACACUGUACAUUGACCAUUGAAGAUGGUAGCCUAUUCAUGGAGCCAAUAAAUAAUGCACGUUCAUUUGUUAAUGGAUCGGCGGUUACAUCGAAAACACCAUUACGACACGGUGACCGUAUCCUAUGGGGUAAUCAUCAUUUUUUCCGUGUAAAUUGCCCAAAAACCGCAACCAACGGACCGAAUCAUUCAUCCGAACCACAAACACCAGCACAAACAAUUGAUUAUGAAUUUGCACGCGAAGAACUGAUGCAAAAUGAAAUGAGCAACGAUCCAAUUCAGGCAGCCAUCGAAGAGCUGGAACGACAACACGAAGAGGACAAACAAACGGCAUUAGAACAACAGCGUCUCGAAUAUGAGCGUCAAUUUCAAAAAUUGCGUAACAUUUUAUCACCAACCACCCCAUACGCUCCAUAUAUACCAUAUGAUCCGUUGAAAGUGGGCAAAGUGGCCAGUACACCGACGACACAAAUACGCAUGGAAAAAUGGGCACAAGAACGCGAUGAAAUGUUUCGACGUUCGCUCGGUCAACUCAAGGCUGACAUUGUACGCGCCAAUGCACUCGUACAAGAGGCCAACGUACUUGCCGAAGAAAUGGAAAAACAAACCAAAUUUAGUGUUACACUGCAAAUUCCACCGGCUAAUCUUAGCCCCAAUCGAAGACGCGGAGCUUUCGUCAGUGAACCGGCCAUUUUGGUGCGACGCGUGAAUUCGGGCAGCCAAGUGUGGAGCAUGGAAAAAUUAGAAAAUAAAUUAGUUGACAUGAGAGAUAUGUACCAAGAAUACAAAGAACGAUUGAUUAGCGGACGUCCUAUCGUGGAUCCUCGUGUGGAUAAUGACGACGACGAGGACGAUGAAUCGAUAAAAGCGUUGGAUCCAUUUUAUGAAUCGCAAGAGAAGCACAAUUUGAUUGGUGUUGCGAAUAUAUUCCUGGAUGUGUUGUUCCAUGACGUCAAACUGGACUAUCAUACGCCAAUAAUAAGUCAGCAAGGUGAAGUGGCGGGUCGUUUACAGUUGGAAAUCAGUCGAACGGCCGGUCAAUUGCCACAAGAUCGAAUGUGUGAAACGGCAUCGGAUUCAUCGUCUGACUAUCGUGACGAUGACUACAUGAAUGAUUCGACCAACAAUCAAGUAUCGUGUCGCAUAACAAUAAAACAAGCUACCGGUUUGCCGUUGUCACUAUCGAAUUUCGUAUUUUGUCAGUACACAUUUUGGAAUCAUCAAGAAACGGUGGUGCCGGUGGUAAAUUCCGAAGCACCGCGUCACAAUCAAAAUAUGACCUUCAAUUUUGAUCAUACCCAAGAAUAUACGGUUAAUAUAAAUGAAGAAUUUCUGGAGCAUUGUUCCGAGGGUGCACUCUCGAUUGAGGUAUGGGGCCAUCGUUCGGCCGGUUUUUCACGUAAUAAAGGCUGGGAAGUGGAACAGCAACAAGCCAAAGCACGAUCACUGGUUGAUCGAUGGGCUGAAUUGUCGCGUAAAAUUGAAAUCUGGGUGGAAAUCCAUGAGCUCAACGAUAACGGUGAAUAUACACCGGUCGAAGUUACCAAUCGUACGGAUGUGCUAACGGGUGGCAUUUAUCAAUUGCGACAAGGACAACAGCGACGCAUUCAAGUGCGCGUUAAGCCCGUACAAAAUUCCGGCACAUUACCCAUUAUUUGCCAAUCAAUUUUGAAUAUUGCCGUUGGCAGUGUGACCGUACGGUCAAAGCUACAAAAACCAAUGGAUUCGUAUCAAGAGGAAGAUUUGACGGUGCUACGUGAAAAAUGGAGCGAAGCAUUGGGCCGACGUCGUAAGUAUUUGGAUCAACAGAUACAGAAGCUGAUUAAUAAAGAGGACAAAACGGAAGAGGAACGUGAACGUGAAUUAAGUUUGGUGCAUCAAUGGAUUUCGUUGACGGAAGAACGGAAUUCGGUGCUUGUUCCAGCCGCUGGUUGUGGUAUACCCGGUGCACCGGCCAAUUGGUGUCCGCCACACGGAAUGGAACCACAUGUUCCAGUUUUAUUCUUAGAUCUCAAUGCCGAUGAUAUGAGUGCACAAAAUUCGAAUGAGGAGGUGCCGAUUGCCGGAAUCAACUCCAUUUUACCCAAAGAGCACGGCAACAAAUUCUACACAUUGCAAAUUCUACAGCAUUUGGACAAGGAUGUGUGUGCCAUUGUCAGCUGGGAUUCAUCAAUGCACGAUAGCCAAGCACUCAAUCGCGUUACCGAAGCUAAUGAACGGGUAUAUUUAAUUUUGAAAACUACCGUACGCUUAUCACACCCCGCACCAAUGGAUUUGGUCCUUCGCAAGCGAAUUAGUUUGAAUAUUUAUAAGCGACAAAGUAUCACGGAACGGUUGAAAAAAUCCAAAUGGUUGGGCCGAGCCGAUUUAAAUAUUACACAAACUGGCGUCACAUAUGAGGUGGUGUCUAACAUACCAAAAGCAUCCGAAGAACUGGAAGACCGUGAAUCAUUGGCUCAAUUGGCUGCCAGCGGUGAAGAUAACUCCGCAUGCGAUGGAGAAACUUAUAUCGAGAAAUACACGCGCGGAGUGUCAGCGGUGGAGAGUAUAUUAACGUUAGACCGUUUGCGUCAAAGUGUUGCAAUCAAAGAGCUGGAACAAAGCCAAAGUCAAUCAUUGUCAAUGCGAAAGACCGUCAGCGUACCAAAUUUCUCGCAGGCUGUAAAAGACACAACACACAAUAUUGGAAUUAUGCGUUUCGAUGCAUCGAUGGAAUCGCUCAUCAAUACCGGACGCUCCGAAUCGUUUGUUGACCUCAAUGAAAGCGACUUGGCGCUAUCACGAUCCGUUCUCAAUCAAGGACGUGACAUGUUCAUCUCGUUUCAAGGUCACGGUUAUAGCGGUGGCAAAGGCAUGAACGAUGAAUCGGUUAGCGGAUCAUCAAAACAGUAUGGAAUCGCUCGACCAACAUUCUUGAAUCUAAAUUUAAAUUUGAAUUCACUGCGUCUACAACAAACGUCCUCAAAACCAUCGCCGGCGAGCGGUAAACUUGGUUUAAGAAUGACAACGCUGCACGAAGAGCCAUCGUCACGGCACACAUUAACCGAAGAGGUUGAAGAGAACUACAGCGACUCGGAAUUGAAUCAGUUUGAUGAGAGUGCCGUUCGAAAGCCACCAUUGAAAUCCCGUUUUCCCACAUCAAAAACGAUGGGCUCAUUACGAGACAUCGGCAGCAGUUACCAAUCGAUGUGCAGUUCAACGAGCAUCACAAAUAAUGUGACAAAAAACGUGCGAAAAAACGCGACAAACGCCUCGAAUAAACAAGCAUCUGGCACGCCCAGCAUGACCUCAUCCACGUCCAGUGGAUAUGGAUCACAGGCUGUCAGUAACAGCAAUCUCACAAACGAUGAUGCUUUGUCGCUUCGCUCGAUGAGUGUUGAUGAAACUCCAGAUUUCGAUCGCACCGGUUCAUCGCCGCCCAAACAAAAUUCCCAACUGACAACAACGCCAUACACACCGGGCAGUGGUCAAAAGCGCUUCAACCCAUUCAUGAAAGACACACCAACGCCCGUUUCGGCCAAUGAAUCACCGUCGGAAAAUGCAAUCGACAAAACGAUACACAAAUGCACAAUCACUCAACAGCAGCAAAACGACGAAAAUAAAAAUAUAAUCAUUCUCGAUGACGAUAACAAUCAAAACAUUCUCAGCACACCAAACAGUGAUAAUCAUAAUCAGACAUUGACAACCACAAUCACACCAAAGUACAUUGAUGAUGAUGCAAAAACGGCAGCCACCAACAACGAUUCCGAUUCCAACGAAAUGACCACAUCACAAACCGAAGCCCCAUUGCCCGACUGGAUCGCACUCAAUGAAUCCGUUCUCAUUCGGCCAUACAAUCACAGUGGUGUCAUUAGCUUCAUUGGACCAACGCAUUUUUCGAGCGGCACCUGGAUUGGCGUUGAACUCGACACACCCAUGGGCAAAAACGAUGGUACUGUUCAAAAUAUUCAAUACUUUUCCUGCAAACCCAAGCACGGCAUCUUCAUUCGAGGCGAUAAACUGAUUCAAGACAAACGUGGCAAAGCCAUGCGAGCCUAUAAAGCGGAAAAACUCGCCAAAGAGCGUGAAAAUUCGUUGACACGUUCAAAGAGCCGAGGUGAUUCGUUGAACACAGUUGGGACGCCGCGCAAGUGAUUGUAUCGGAAAUGUUCCCAUGACAUUGAUACCGGUCUAACGCAUCCAUCAACCGCUGAUCGUCCGCCGUCCGGUCGAAAAAUCAGUCGUCGUCCAAUGAUCAAAUCGAAAUCAAUGCAAAGUGGGAACAUUUCGUCUCCAAAGCUGACGAAUCGCAAAUGGAAAUACUAGAAAUUAAAAGAGAAAAACCACACACACACAAAAACACAUACAUACAAAUGAACACAAACUAAUUCAUCUGCACCAAUGAAACUGAAGUGGUGAAAGAGAAAGAGAAAAAAACCUAAAUGUUGUAAAGUGUUAAAAUGCAAGUAAGAGAUAUGUAAUUGGGCGUAUGAUGAGCACAAAAGUGAACAACAACAAAACGUAAAUUCAACACAAACAAAUUAUAUGCAAUACUAACUAUUAGAGAAGCAUGAGUAAGGGAAUUAAGUAUCGCUACAUGCGUGUGGUGUAGUGCAAAAAGGGAGAAAAAUGCUGAAAAUUGAGAAGGAAAAAAUAAUAAUGAAAAAAUGGCAAAAAAGCAAGAAAAAAGUAGAAACCUAAAAGUAAUAAAUUAAAGCAUAUCGUUCUAUUGAUUUUGGUGCCGA